This is a messenger RNA of Myripristis murdjan (pinecone soldierfish), 925 nucleotides long. It is a transcript of the gene pebp1, whose product is annotated as phosphatidylethanolamine binding protein 1. Gene Ontology annotation, biological process: negative regulation of MAPK cascade. NCBI's taxonomy places the organism in Eukaryota, Metazoa, Chordata, Actinopteri, Holocentriformes, Holocentridae. The coding region runs from base 30 to 683 and encodes 217 amino acids. The transcript has 4 exons. The record is from RefSeq and is a predicted model, not a curated record.
CAAGCGCGACAGUGUUGAAUCAAGUGCGCAUGUGCGGGAGCUUCGCACAUCGAGGGUUACCAUCUAGCCACGAGCUGCAGGGUGUGGAAACGGUGUCGCGUCAUUUCUCUGCUGUCAAAAUGCCUGUGGAUCUAAGUCAGUGGACGGGGCCGCUCGCCUUGCAGGAGGUGGAGGAGAAGCCUGCAAAAGCCCUGACCGUCAAAUAUGACUCUGUUGAGAUCGACGAGCUUGGUAAAGUGCUCACGCCAACGCAGGUGCAGAACAGGCCCACUGCUAUUGAGUGGGACGGGUGUAACGCCGGUAAGCUGUACACCCUGGCCUUGACUGACCCGGACGCUCCCAGCAGGAAAGACCCCAAAUUCAGAGAGUGGCACCACUUCCUGGUGGUCAACAUGAAAGGGAACGAUGUGUCCAGCGGCUGCGUCAUGUCCGACUACGUGGGCUCCGGCCCUCCCAAGGGCACAGGUCUGCACAGGUACGUGUGGCUGGUGUACGAGCAGCCGGGCAGCCUCUCCUGCACCGAGCCCGUCCUCACCAACCGCUCCGGAGACAACCGCGGAAAGUUCAAGAUCCAGAGCUUCCGGCAGAAGUACGGCCUGGGAGCCCCGGUGGCCGGGACUUGCUACCAGGCCGAGUGGGACGACUACGUGCCCAAGCUGUACGAGCAGCUGGCCGGAAAGUAAAAAAAUCGAGACUUUUCUUUAGAGCACUUAAAUCUAGGAAUCCCCAAGGAGGCUGCCGGUCUGCUUGAACUCCCCAUUCAUGCAAGCAUCAAAACCCAGCAAUAACUACGCCUUUUGUUCUGAGCGUGCCACUCAAUAGCCUCUCUUUCCUCCGCUGCCUGCCCAUCUUCUCCAUACUAACUAACUAUAACAAAACAAUUGCCCUCUGUGUCAUCCUGCACAAUAAAUCUGUUUCACCAAGA